AUGAGCUCUGCCCGCGCUAUCGAGUCCAACAACAUAGGCAAUGAUGCCCGAAUUCACCAAGGAGAUGUAAUCCACAAUUAUGCCAAUGCCCCUCGCGAACCUUGUGUCCUGAUCCCUUUUUUCCGCAAUGAGGGCCUUAUCCUUCGUCAGGACAUUAUUAGUGAGCUGGAUAGAAUCCUGCCGCUAUCCGACGACUACUCUACCGCCGCCCUCUAUGGACUUGGCGGCUCAGGCAAAACUCAGAUUGCCCUUGAUUUUGCCUAUCGCCGGUGCCAAGUCCCCUCCUGCUCCGUGUACUGGGUCCAUGCCGACAACGAGACGACUUUCACCCAAGACUUCAAGUCAAUCGCAAAGAGGUUGGGUGUCUCAGGCAAUCUCGUUGGCGAGGAUCUCUUGAUGGCCGUGCGUUAUCGCAUUGAGAUGAACCCUCCCUGGGCGCUUAUUCUAGAUAACGCGGAUGACUUAAGGCUCUUUGGGGUCAGCAAUACUACACAAGAUGCUUUAAAUCUAGAAGAACGGGUAUUGAGCCUAGACAAAUUCAUUCCACGAGGUCCAAGGGGCCAAGUUCUUUGGACAAGCCGCGACGAGCGCAUCGAUGGAGGUCUCGUUGCUGCCGGAAGAGCAAUUAAAGUCUCAAAAAUGACUCCGACUGAGGCGAGAGCGCUGUUCAACAGUUUGAGAAAUAAUCGCGUGGAUGGAAAUGAGGCGAAAGAUAUUGCAGAACUUCUUGCCGAACUUGACUGGCUACCACUCGCUAUAUCGCAAGCUGCAGCAUAUAUGAAGAGGACCUUGAUAACUGUUGAGGAAUACAUGUCGAAAUUGAAAGAUGGGAAAAAAAGGUGGAGGAUUCUAAAGCAAUCACAAACCGACCGUCAUCGGCGACGAGAGGUGUCAAACAGUAUUUUAGAGACCUGGAACAUUUCAAUGCAACUUCUUCGGAUUGAAAACAAAAGAGCACAUCAGGUUUUGCACAUACACGCCUUUUUAGACAACCAAAACAUCCCUGUUGAGUUGAUCAGGCAGGCAGCACUGUACACCGUCAAUAGAAAUAAGGUGGAUCGUGCUCACGAAGAACAGGAUGAUGAUUCGUCAUCAGACUGUGAUAGUGAUGGCGAUAAAACUAAUGAGGCCAUCGCCCGUCUCCGCGACUUUUCAUUUUUAAGCACGCAAGCUGCUGGAGAUGGAAAUCGCUCUUACAAGAUGCACAAGUUGGUGCAAGAAGCGAUGCGGUAUGGGCUGGGGAGAAAAGAACGAAAGGAGGAAGAAAAGUAUUUCUCGGCUGCUGCGCUUGAGAUUACUUCCAGUCUCUUCCCGUCUAGUAGACCAGAGACAUGGAACGAAUGCGAGAAGUACAUCACACACGCACAGCAGGCAUGUGAGUGGGCUACACUCUGUGGAAGAGAGUUGGAAGCCUCAAAUUUAUUAUUCAGGCUAGGGAGGUAUCUACACCAGCGCGGAAGAUGGAGAGAGUGUGAGAUUCCGGCAGAAGAAAUGGAAGUCAAUGCACUUAGACUUCGAGAAGAGAUCCAAGGCAAAACACAUCAUGCUACGAUCAGUUCUAAGGCAGAACUUGCCAUUACAAAUUUUGCAAUGAGCAAGUCUGAAGAGGCCGGGAAAACAAUGGAAGAAGUAUUAGCAAUACAGCGGGAGGCUUUUGGCAAUAAGGAUCCCAAAACAAUGCUAAGCAUGACACGUCUUGCACUAAUAUAUUUCGCACAAAGCAGAUAUAAGGAAGCAGAAGGAAUAAUAGUGGAGGCACUAACAUUACAGCAUGAGAUUCUCGGACAUAAGCAUCCUGAUACAAUUCUAAGUAAUGAAUAUCUUGGACAUAUAUAUAGUGCACUUAACCGGCAUAAAGAGGCAGAGGAACUACUGGUAAAAGCGUUAGCACUACGGCAGGAAGUUCUUGGCGACAAUCAUCCUUAUACAAUUUUGGCUAUGUCAAAUCUUGGAGAUAAAUAUCAUCAAACUGGCAAAUACAAAGAAGCAGAGGGGAUGAAGGCAAAAGCACUGGCACUACGGCGGGAGAUUUUUGGCACAAGUCUUAACCGAACUCGCCGCGCAAUAGAGAUGGAAGGACAUACAGAGAGAGUAACGUAG
Molecule: messenger RNA, 2100 nt
Organism: Trichoderma virens Gv29-8
Lineage: Eukaryota; Fungi; Ascomycota; Sordariomycetes; Hypocreales; Hypocreaceae
Exons: 4
Coding region: 1-2100 (699 amino acids)
Molecular function (GO): protein binding
Source: RefSeq, a predicted model, not a curated record